Drosophila ficusphila is the source of this 449-nucleotide messenger RNA. RefSeq names its product protein Diedel-like. The transcript has a single exon. The record is from RefSeq and is a predicted model, not a curated record. Bases 11 to 355 code for a protein of 114 amino acids. NCBI's taxonomy places the organism in Eukaryota, Metazoa, Arthropoda, Insecta, Diptera, Drosophilidae.
CAAUCUUACCAUGGGAUCACCAAUCGUUUCCGUUCUCCUCAUCGGAAUCUGCUGCCUGACCCUGGUCAAUAAAUCAAACGCCGAGUGCUGUGCCACCAAGGAGGAAGUGAUCUACAAGAUGGACAGGGGAUACUGCAGGGAUGUCGGAGGACGUGGAGACGAUCCGCACCACUGCCAAAUCAUCAUCUGCGCGGAUGGGGUGGCUUUGGAGGGAUCAUAUUGUGGCAGAGGUCCUUGCAACGUUAUCGGCUGCAACUGCGACGGCGGAUGUCUGACUGGCGAUUGGAGCAAAAGUUUCGUGGGAAUGAACCGGUACUACGGAAUCGAAGUUCUUCGAGCUACUAAAUUCCCAUAAAUAACAAAACCAAUGUCGAUGUUUAAUAAAGAAAAACAGGCAUGGGAAUGAAUUUAAAUAAAUUAAAAUUCUUUUUGUUUGAUCAGAAACAUAC